AUUGCUACACCUGGUUCUACAAACAUGGAGGACCUGAUUCUGCACCUCCUGGUUUUAGUGCUGUAUAACCUCCACGUGGGCUCUGGCAAUGUGCCAAUAAAUCAGCAGAAUAUCCUAGCCUGUGCUGAAUGCUGCUAUCCAUAUGACUGCUGUGAUGUGUACUCCCAGGGUUUCCAUUCAGAUGGGGUGUAUUUAAUAUUCCCUGGGGGGACGUAUUCUCAGCCUGUCCAUGUUUACUGUGACAUGGCAUCUGCAGGAGGACCAUGGACGGUGUUCCAGAAGCGAUUUAAUGGUUUGGUGGACUUUUACCGAGGCUGGGACGAGUAUGAGAAUGGAUUUGGUCGUGCGGAUGGCGAAUAUUGGCUGGGUUUGCGUAACAUUCAUCAGCUCACACAGAGGAGGCCAUACCGUCUUCGCAUUCAGCUGGAGGACUUUGAGAAAAAUACACGUUUUGUGACAUAUGAGUCGUUCUUUCUCUCCCAAUUCGCAAUCUAUCCCCCGGAGCAGCAGUACAAGCUUAACGUUGCUGGAUUUAAAGAGGGGGAUCCAUUAAAUCCUGCAGGAAACUCUCUAGAACCGGCCAACAAUAUGAAUUUCUCCACUUAUGAUCAUGAUGGAGAUACAAUUUCAGGUAACUGUGCUGUAAUCUACCAUGGGGCAUUUUGGUACAACGGCUGCCAUAAUGCCAAUCUGAAUGGUAAAUACCUAAAUGGUAGCACUUCGGAGUAUGCCGCUGGCAUGGUGUGGAGCCUAUGGAAAGGUUAUUACUAUUCCCUGAAAAGGAGCGAGAUGAAGAUGGCUUGUAUAUCUCAGUAGCCUUUUCCUAUCAACUGACUGCAAGAACUGUGAUUUAUUCUCCGAUCAACUGACUGCAAGAACUGUGAUUUAUUCUCCGAUCAACUGACUGCGAGAACUGUGACAUAUUCUCCCAUCAACUGACUGCAAGAACUGUGACAUAUUCUCCCAUCAACUGACUGCGAGAACUGUGACAUAUUCUCCUAUCAACUGACUGCGAGAACUGUGACAUAUUCUCCUAUCAACUGACUGUGAGAACUGUGACAUAUUCUCCCAUCAACUGACUGCAAGAACUGUGACAUA
Molecule: messenger RNA, 1098 nt
Organism: Pelobates fuscus (common spadefoot toad)
Lineage: Eukaryota; Metazoa; Chordata; Amphibia; Anura; Pelobatidae
Product: microfibril-associated glycoprotein 4-like
Exons: 6
Coding region: 25-816 (263 amino acids)
Biological process (GO): elastic fiber assembly
Source: RefSeq, a predicted model, not a curated record